GCGAACAACUCGUACACCCGCGACCAGUGGCUGCACUCCAUCAUUUGGAAGAAAAAUGUAUUCAAAUAUCGAAACGUUCUCUGCACGGCCAAGAGACCUGAGGUGCUUCUCAAGGAACUCAAGAGCCUGGUGGAGUUGUCGCUGGCAACGCCCCUCCACGACCACACUGUAUGCCGAGUUCCCUUGGAGUUGGCGUCCUCUAUACUCACUACGUUCAUCAACUGGUCAUAUAUGGGUGAGCACUGGUUGAGUCGCCAGAUGACAGAGGAGAUAAUAGUUACCUUGGCUCCUCUCUUGGAGAACAACCAGCCGUCUCCUGAGAUAUGCCACUUCUUCAGCCAACACUGUACCGACAACCCGCGUUCGUGUCUUGUUAUCGACAUGUUCACACCUAUUAUCAAGAGGAUACUGAAACAUAAUGUGGACUUCGGCAAGUACCCUUACGUGCGUCACUUUGUACAAAACUACAUACAGGCCCUCAAUAGUCAAAACGACGGGCUUCGGGUGGUGCACCAGUUCGUCCACAGCAUGCACGGACCGACGAGUACAUGCCCUCACUUGCGGGUUCUCCCCAACCUAGUCGCAGUGUGUACAGCAGCUGUGUGCACCUUAGUGGAGGACCAGAGAAACCAAGAGCGUCUGAACACCCUCACGCAGUCCACGGAAGACACGACACAUCAUCUUAAUUGCUACCUCAGUGUCCUUGCUAAGAUCUGUGAAUAUGACGACUGGAGACCUGGACUAGCUCAGCUCCUGCAACCCAUACCUUUCCCUGAUGUGGCUCUUGCAGAUGAGAAAUUCAUCAGACAAAUUUUGCCAGUUCUGGAACAAAUAGGCACAGACCCGCGAUGUGAGGUGCACAGGAUGGUACUUGGCACAAGGGAAGACAAGGAGGGAUGGUUAAGCAUACUGUGUCCAUCUUCCUUAGCCUGCGUUGACGAAGGGACUGCUUGGGCCAGUAUACUUGAGACCAUUAUCAACUGUUGCUGUAAGAGAAAGAAGUUCCUAAAUCUACUGACUAAAUCACUUGGUGCCUGUAUGUUGCUGGCACUGAGGGGCAACACCACAGCACAAGACGUACUGUGCUUGAUGCUGGAAUGGAAGUUGAUCGACGGUUCAGACCAGGGACUCCAGGUGGUCACAACAUUACAGUCAACCACAUCAGGGAAGAGGCGUUACCAGGCUCUCUGUGAGCGACAGCUACAUCUCAGGGAAUUACAACAGAAAGGUGGACCGAGAAAGCUAACCCUCCCGAGUAGAUGCACCGACGCUGACGUGAACCGGAUGCUGUCCUCCGGGUCGUUUGGGAACUUGGAGUGUCUUUCCCUGGCUUUCACUCGAGUCACCAGCGCCUGUGCAGAGCAGCUCAUCAAGCUUCCCACUCUCCGCUACCUCAACCUCUGGGCCACACAGUUUGGUGAUGUGGGUUUGCAACUUAUAUCAGAACAUCUGCACAAAUUACAAGUGCUAAACCUGUGUGAAACUCCUGUCACAGACAAAGGCUUGGGCACACUGACAGCCAUCAAGAGUUUGCGGAAACUGAACCUCAACAGCACGAAUCUCUCCUUGCAAACCUUCGAAACACUGAAAGAGACUCUGCCAUCUCUCCAAGAAGUGGACGUCCGGUACACAGAUGCUUGGUGACCCUCGCCUCCCUCUGCUGACACUCCUGAUGUUAGCAGAACCUCCGCCGGGCCCACUGCCUUUAUUCGCCGCGUCUUGAACCAGCUGGGGAGGAAGAAGAGGGACAGGGACCAAACCAAGCAGGACUCUCCCGUUUCAGAGAGGAAUAACAGCAGGAGGGACUUCAUGUGCUUGCCCAAGUUCGACGGGAAGAGUCUGACGAAGAGGAACCCGCUGGUCAAGGCGAAGAGUGAAGAACAGGGAACUGUGAAGAGAGGGUUGUUAGUCAGAGCUUGCAGUGUAGAUCAAACUAAUUUUGUCAGAAACUUCAUUGUACGGUCCGGGAGCGACGAACCGGCCGCGAAAUCAACCAAUGCUCUUAUGAACUCGAGUGGUGAGACACAGAGCAGCCAGUUGAAACAGAGUAAUGUUAACAAUGAGGAACAGAAUCCUACAAGAAGUAAUGCAGUUGCUGUAGCAGAGCAAGGAGAACCAAGUACUAGAACAAGGAAUCUUCUUGUUCGAGCCAGCAGUGAAAAAGGUAAAUCAAUCACAAGGAAUGUCCUUGUUCGAGCCAACAGUGACGGGAAAAGGAACAAGAUCACCAAUCUUGUUUCCGAAAAGAAAGCUAAUUCAGACCAAGAGAUCUGCAUUGCUGCCAACACCAACUAAAGCAGAGUAAAGACUUAUAAGAUAUCACGUGAGACAGAAAGCAAUUAUAUUUGUUAUAUCAAGGUUGACAAUGAUGCUGGAGUAUAUAGCUAAUGAUUUUUUUUCUACACAAAUAUUAUAUGUAUUCAUGAAAUUGUGACCCAUUUCACACUACACUUUCUGUGUAAAAUUUCUUUCUGUGUAACUUAUUUUCUGAUAUACUGAUUUGCCAGUUAAGUGUAAUGCUAAAAAGCUAGUUUUAUAUAUAUAGAUAUAUACUGUAUAUAUAUACCAAGUGAUUAUGUGGUUACAUGUAGAUAUAUGUUUCGUUCCAAAGACUUAUUCAUGAUUAUUUCCCAUUGAGUGAAAUAGUUAGAAUAGCAUGACCAAUUGUGCUCAGUGGCUACAUUUAUAGUAGAGAAAAGAGCUUUCUAAGUUACUUGUUUCCUUCAUUUAUGAAGAAAGUAUCAAGUUAAUGAUAUGGGCAUUUAGUUUUGCAAGUGGAAUCUGCUCUGCUUAAACAAUGAGCAUUGAUGGUCAGAAAUCGGAAAUUUUCUUGUCAUUGGGAGUAUCACUUAACUGUUGCUCAUUGCCAAAUACUUUUACCGGCUCAGGAUGAAGCCCUUUGGAGGAGGCUUCGGUGUUAUCACUAGCCACUUGACUUCUGCUUCUGAGACAGUCAAUUCUAUGGUGUGAAUUUGUUCCUUGUGUCCAUUUUAUAUGUUGGCAUUUAUCUUAUGUGGUAAGUUUUUUUUUUUUUUAUCUCUCUCUAAACCUUUAUUUUCUCUCAAGAAAAGCAGCUGCAGCAUCAUUCCUUAUUUAAACAGAAAUAUACGAGAUAUGAGAGAGAGAUUGGGUAAAAAUUGUAUUUAUGUGUGUUGAGAGCUGUUUGCCAAAAAUUAAACACGUGUGAUUGGUAUAUUAUUUUGUGUUUUCCAUCAUAUGGAAGUGAAAGUUCAACUAUCAGGGCAUUUUGAUAUACUAUUUCAGUAAGUUCAAGAACUGAAUUAUUGUACAUGAAGUAUGAUGCAAAUGUAUGGAAAAAUAUUCCAAAUCUAACCAACUAUCCUGACUCUUACUGGUCUAGUCUGGUAAAGUUUUCUGAUUAUUUACAUCUCUUAGACUCUUUAUUCCUGACGACUAUGUACUACUAAGAGAUGUUUUGCAGUACAUAUGCUUUCCCUCUACUUUUGACAAAGGCACAAAAUAUAUAUAUAACCAGUGUCUGCCAUGGUUGAGGUUUGGUUAAAACCUUAUAGCAUGAUUAUUUAUUAUAUGAUACGGUUCACUUUGUUACCAAAGUUAUUUAAUAUGUCAGUUCUCUACAGUAUUUUAGUUAUUUUUAUGUGAGAAUAUUUUGUUACAUGUGAUUGAUAAUGUGGAUCUAAGAGUGGCCCUAAGUCACCCAGUCUGAGCCAGUAAUUAACAGUAAUUUUGCACUCAAGUUUGAUCAAAAUCAGUACGUAUUUUCUCACUUUACUUUUAUCAUCAAAGUACAGUAACAUUUUUUUUUUUUAAUAGACUGGUUAGAAAAAGAAUAAUGACUACGAUUACUUGAUAACAGAAUUACUGUGACGACCAGGGUGGUAAGUGAUGCAAACUCCUGCCUUGAGUCUUGUCUAAUUCAGGGUGUCCUUUGACUGUCGAAAGAUAUUUUAAGUCUACUGUGGUUAAUGCAGACAGAGGAAAAGGGAAACCAAUUUUCAGUUUUCUUGUACAGUCCAAAGGCAUCCCGAGGGUUGUAGAAUCGUUAGAUGAAGGUGCGCAAUUAAAAAUCAAAUGACUGAUGAUUAAUCACAGUGCACAGAGUAGAGAAAUAACGUUAGAAGUGCCAUAUCUCUAUAUCAAACAAUGUUUCACUUGCACAUUGCUUGUGAUCUUUAAUCUAAAAUGCCCAAAUUUGUGUCAUUGCUGACUAUUUGUUGCCAUAUGCUACGGUACACAUCAUGUAUUUUUUUUCUUUAUCAUUAUACAAGUAUGUAUCCAACCAAAUGAUACUUUGAUUAUUUGAUAGGUAAAUGAUGUGCCAAUUUAAUAAGUUGAUAAAUACUGUAGAUGUAGUGGCACUGAAAGUAACAAUUACUUUAAUAUCUCUGUUAUGUUGUUAGUCAUAAUCUGUAAUGUUCUCACAGUCUGAAUGCCAGUGUAAAUGAGGUCAGCAAACUUUUGAUGCCCUUUUAUAUAUAUAUAAAAAAAAAUCUUACUUGGAGUAUCUAAGCAAAAGGUUAAAAUCAGUAAUUCAUUUCAGUUACGAGAAAUUAUCAAAACUCUUUUCACAUUUUUCACAGUUUUUUUUUUGUGAAUAGCAAAUAACUUAAAUUCAUUUCAUAACGUGAUUUGAAUCUUUCAUUCACUUUAUUCCGGUCAUACCAUUUGUAUUAGUUCUAGUAAAGCAACACUGGAAUUUCUUACAGUAGUGUACAACCCACCAUCACGCUCAUAAUCAUGAAAUUCACAAUCUUGUGACCACAAUAGGAAUCCCUUUAGAAUAUAUAUUUUUAUUAUGACACACUGAUGCUAUGGUAUGGAAUAAAUUACUGGAUUUUAAAACAAUCAAAUGUGUAUAUACAAUAUAUGAAACAUUAUUAGAUAUUUUAGAAAAUAAAAAAAAUGUUAUACGAAUAUAGUGACAAAGCGUCUAUGGCAAGGUACCAAUUUUGUCUGAGUUUUAUACCUUUUGUGAAGACAACUUCUUGCUCUAUCAUUCUGUACUGCUUUACCGUUGUUUGUCUCAUAAUAGAUGUGGCAGGAUCACCCCACUUAAAAAAAAAAAUCUUUCAGGCUAAUUAAAAAGGGGGGGAAGGUUCCCUUAUUAGCUGAAUACCUCAGGUGAUCGCUGACUUUGUCAUCACUGAGCAUUCUCAACACCAGUGAUGCUGAUCUGUGAGCUGUCAUGUAAUCUGUCUGUGAUUUCUGCAAGUUAUUGUGUAAAGGUGUGUUGCUCAACGGCCAUAGUCAAGAGCAGUCAGGGAUGUGGAGACUUCGUGUAUUUUGUUUCCUUAGAACCUAAAUUGAAGUUUCCCAAAUAGGCGAUAAGUAUAGGAAAAUAUCUUGUCUUAUUUUCUUACUUUUUUUUCAUUCAAGUUUACGUUUACGUUCAUCCUUUCUUCUCUCUCCCCAAUAUGGAAUCUUUAUCAAAAUCCUGAUUUCACGUCCUCAGUCUCUUCUCUGAAUAUUAGAGCCUUUUUAAAUCGAUCAUGCUGGAUAGAUAUAGUCUUCCACUCUGUGCUAAUGACUAAGUGUCUUCAAAUGGCUUAACGAGAUGAGCCUCCAUCAUGCCUGGCUACUCUACUGUUGCAUCGUUCAAAAAUAUCCCACCCUUACUCUGGGUCAAUGGGUAGAAACCACGACACUCUUGUAUGUUUAUUCCAUUUUGUAUACCCCAUAAUUGUGUGGAUGUUUUCACACAUCAGUGUAACCUUAUAUAAAGGUAAGCUGUACAGUAUGAAACUGCUGAUGUUCUUUAUGUAUAAUCUUGGGGCUUUGCUCCAAGAAAUGUAUAUUUGUGUUGUUUUUUUUUCUCCCGUAUGCAUUGAAGUGCAUACGCGUGCAAACACAGACACACACACACACACACACACACACACACACACACACACACACACACACACACACACACACACACACACACACACACACACACACACACACACACACACACACACACACACACUACCAAACCUAAAACCACAUCUUAUAAAUCAUAUCUAAAUUAUAUUAAGCCUUAUCAUGCUAUUUAUAAACUUCUACUAUCUGUCAUAGUAUUUAAUGUUCAGUCGUAUCGUAGGAGCCCGGGGAAGCAGUCAUACUUGGUCAUUACAUUUUAUUGAUUUUGUAUUCAAAAUCAAAAACGUCGUGUGAAGCCACCGCAGUUCACCGUCCCCAAGUCCUCACUGUAUUGUUUGCCAUUCUGAUAACAGCUUUCCGUAAAUGAAAUUUACAUGUA
Molecule: messenger RNA, 6220 nt
Organism: Penaeus indicus
Lineage: Eukaryota; Metazoa; Arthropoda; Malacostraca; Decapoda; Penaeidae
Product: C-Maf-inducing protein-like
Exons: 13
Source: RefSeq, a predicted model, not a curated record